Dermacentor albipictus is the source of this 2161-nucleotide messenger RNA. Its product is annotated as scoloptoxin SSD14-like. The record is from RefSeq and is a predicted model, not a curated record. Gene Ontology annotation, molecular function: glutathione gamma-glutamate hydrolase. Lineage: Eukaryota; Metazoa; Arthropoda; Arachnida; Ixodida; Ixodidae. Gene Ontology annotation, biological process: glutathione catabolic process. Gene Ontology annotation, cellular component: plasma membrane.
UGAACCAGACUGGGCAACUGCAGAAACCGAGGCUGCCAAGCACUGCAGGAGCGAAACGAUGCGCAAGAACUGCGCUCAUGCGUCAAGGUGCGCCACUACCUAAGGCGAAGAAGCAGACGAAGAGCUUCGUGGGCUGCUUUACCACGCAAGGACGUCAGCUACCAACGAUGCCCAACGAGGAACCACUGCCACCUGGACCGCAACAACUGUCGUCGCCUCCACGGCAAAUGCAGCAGCCUCCGUAUCAGCCGGCGGACUCGGAAGGUUCGGCCAGUCCUGGCACAACUACGAUGAACGAGGUCAAACUCGACUCGAAGACCAUGUGCUCCACUGCUGCUCUCUGCCUCUGCUGUUGCGUCUUCGCCUCACUGGCGAUAAGCUUGGUGGCCUCCUUUGUGAUCAAGAUCUUCUCCACCGUGACUGCGCCUGCAGACGAGUACGUCAAAUGGGCCGUCGUCGUUGACGCCAAGGAAUGCGCCCAAGUAGCCAAGGAGAUUGUAGACGAUGGCGGCGCCAUAGGAGACAUCGCCGUGGCCGUCCUGCUGUGCAUGGGCGUCACAGCUCCGCACCUCGCGGGAAUCGGCGGCGGCUUCAUCGCACUCUUCUAUAACAAUACUGCUCAGCAAGUCUACACUUUGAACUCUAUCGGAAGAUCGCCUUCUGCAGCAAAACCGGACAUGUUCUCUUCUAAUGCAACCCUCUACAAAUAUGGCGCCACGGCCUCAAUCGUACCGGGUGCCAUGGACGGCUACGAGAGGAUCCACAAGGAAUUGGGCGUUCUCGAGUGGUACCGGCUUUUCGACCCGUCGAUCCGCCUGGCCAGGGAGGGCUUCGCCAUUGGGCCCCACCUGGGACGCACACUGGAGAGACACAGCGCCAGCAUCGAAGCCAACGCCGACCUUAAAACGCGAUUCUGGAACACGGCGACCAACACCGUGCUGAAGAAAGGGGACCAACUGGUGCAAGGCGCACUGGGGGACACGCUUAGCGACCUGGCGAUCCACGGCGCCCAGUAUCUGUACGAGGGAGAGCUGUCCAAAGACAUAAUCGAGAGCAUCAAGGAUGGCGGUGGAACGAUGAGCGCGGAUGACUUGUCCGGUUACUCGUCCAAGUGGAUGGACACCGUCAGAGUGAACCUCACCAACGGCCGGGUGUUCCACUCGGCGCCCAUCCCAGGCAGUGGAACCCUGCUGGCUGCAGCCGUGGCACAGAUAUCGCUCGACUACGCCAUCUUCUUCGAUCCAGAGUCUUCCAGCGUUUUGCAGAUGUCCGGCGGGGACCUACACAGGCUCGUCGAGACGCUGAAGUUUGCGUACGCCAGAAGAGCAGAUUUCGGGGACGAAGAAGAGUCACGAAAUAACGAAAACGUGAUCUUGAAAGAAAUAAUUGACAAAAUUAAUAAGACGCUGGACAGCCAUCGCCCACUGGAGGACGCCGAGGGCUACGGCCUGAAGCACGUUUUCGCCCAAGACUACGGCGGCGCCCACCUGUGCAUUAUCGCGCCCAACGGCGAUGCCUUCUCGAUCACCUCCAGCCUCAAUAGCGAGUUCGGCAGCAUGUUCACCACGUCAUCGGGCCUACUGCUGAACAAUUACAUGGACGCGUUUGUCAAGGACGCCAGCGACGACGCUCCGACGGCCAAUCUUCUCGGCCCGUCCAAGGCGCCCAUGACAUCGCUGGCGCCUGUCAUUGUCACCAGAAUGUCGUCACUAUCCCCGCUGCAUUCGCUAUUUGGCGGCACGGGCGGCAUAGCGGGACUGUCUGCCGUCGCCCAGCUCCUCACAUGCGCCGCUAAGUGCGCUUAUCACGACUGUGCCCUCAACGAGGCCAGGGUUCAUCCAGAGCUGGCCUCUGGGCAGUUCACUGCGAACGUCGCCGGCAAGGACAAUGAUUUCAACGCGAAGGGAAAGCUUGAAUCCUUCGGCCACAAAGUGUCGGAGAAGUUCAUUCCCACCACGGCCAUGGGAAUCAUACCAACGCAUCGAGGAACCUACUUGGCCAUUAACGACACCAAGCACAUUGACGGCGGGAACACUGGUGGUUCGAAUGGCCACCUUUAGGGCUAACAAACAAAGUGAAAGAAACAAAAGACCUGGUUUUGAACGCAAGACACCCCCGCUUGCUUGUGGACAGGAACUGUGCUAUCUUUGUCUGUUCUUUC